Cannabis sativa is the source of this 2747-nucleotide messenger RNA. RefSeq names its product carbon catabolite repressor protein 4 homolog 1. NCBI's taxonomy places the organism in Eukaryota, Viridiplantae, Streptophyta, Magnoliopsida, Rosales, Cannabaceae. Gene Ontology annotation, cellular component: cytoplasm; nucleus; CCR4-NOT complex. Gene Ontology annotation, molecular function: poly(A)-specific ribonuclease activity. Gene Ontology annotation, biological process: nuclear-transcribed mRNA poly(A) tail shortening. The coding region runs from base 708 to 2516 and encodes 602 amino acids. The transcript has 12 exons. The record is from RefSeq and is a predicted model, not a curated record.
CAAACCAAAAAUAAAUAAAUAAUAAUAAUAAUUAAAAGAGGAUAAAAUACCGAAGACGUAUAUUGUAUAAACUAUAAAGCACUUGGCCUAUUUUUCUCUCUCAUCUUCUUUCUCUCUCUAAAAGAAAUAGAAAAAAAAAAAAAAUUAAAGAAAAGAAAGAAAAAUGGUUCCUUGUAUAGCGGUAUAGGAACGGAGCAGGGUCGACGACUGCUCUCAUCACUUCCUCUGUAAAACCCUAAUUAUCGAUCCUUCUCUUUCUCUCUCUUUUCCAGCCCUACCUUUCUCUCUCUACAAUUUUCGAUCUUUUAUCCAAUAGAUCCACCUAAAUCAGGACAAGCGUACUGCUUUUUCUCUUUCUACAUCUCUUUCUCUCUAUCGUGUCUGCUUUUUUUUCGUUCUUUCUCUAGGUCUGACUCGAUUUUUCGUUUUACAUAGUCUUGGAAUCUCUCUCUCUGUCUAUUUGUGUUAAGCCCUCGAUCCGUGGAGGUUUUGGUUUUUGGGAAUUUUGAUUUCUAGGGUUUUUUUUUCCCCCUCUUUUUUCUCUUGCUAUUUGGUUAACGAGCAAGGCUGGCGGGUAUCAGGGAUAACUAAAUGGCGGAUCCGCCAGGUAUCUGCCUACUGGAUUUUGGUGUUGGAUUGGGUUUGAUAGGUUCUUACCAUUGUUGUGACGAUUAUAAUAGCUCCCAAGAGUGAAUAAAAGAAAAAGCAUGCUGAGCGUGCUGCGUGUGCACCUUCCUUCUGAUAUUCCCAUUGUAGGCUGCGAGCUCACGCCCUACGUGCUCCUUCGCCGCCCGGACAAGACCGUCACCACCGAUGAUGUGCCCGAGUCCGCCCCGCUGGAUGGUCAUUUCCUGAGAUACAAAUGGUAUCGUAUACAAAGUGAUAAAAAGGUUGCCUUAUGUAGUAUACAUCCAUCCGAACAAGCCACACUGCAGUGUCUUGGUUGUGUCAAGGCAAAAAUUCCUGUUGCCAAGAGUUACCAUUGCUCUCCCAAGUGUUUUUCAGAUGCGUGGCAGCAUCAUCGUGUUCUUCAUGACCGUGCGGCAAGUGCAGUGAAUGAAAAUGGGAAUGAGGAGGAAGAGUUGUUUGGUCGCUUCAAUAGCUCAUCAUCUGGAAGUCUCAACACCGGCUUAUCUAGUUCUGCAUCAACCCCAAGCUUGACAAAUGGAUCAGCACCUCUAUACCCGGCUGCUGUCACAAGGAAUGGUGGUGAAACAUGGUUUGAAGUUGGGCGCUCGAAAACAUACACACCAACAGCUGAUGACAUUGGGCAUGUUCUUAAGUUUGAGUGUGUCGUGGUGGAUGCAGAAACGAAAGUACCUGUUGGACAUGUUAACACUAUAUUAACUAACCGUGUCAUUCCAGCGCCAUCACCUAGUCCACGUCGCUUGGUUCCUGUAUGUGGAGCUGAUGUGAUGGGGCUAGAGGUGGAUGGACGCAUGUCAUCUUCGGGAACAUUUACUGUUCUUUCAUACAAUAUUUUGUCUGAUGUAUACGCCACUAGUGACAUAUACAGCUACUGUCCUUCAUGGGCUCUUUCUUGGCCAUAUCGCAGACAGAAUCUGUUGAGGGAAAUAGUUGGCUACCGUGCAGAUAUUGUUUGUCUUCAGGAGGUUCAAAAUGAUCAUUUUGAUGAAUUUUUCUCUCCUGAGCUGGACAAACAUGGCUAUCAAGCUUUAUAUAAGAGAAAGACGAAUGAGGUCUACAACGGAAAUCCACAGACAAUUGAUGGAUGUGCAACUUUUUUCCGCAGAGAUAGAUUUUCACACGUCAAAAAAUAUGAGGUUGAAUUUAACAAGGCUGCACAGUCCUUGACCGAUGCUAUGAUUCCAAGCGCACAAAAGAAAAGUGCAUUAAGUCGAUUAGUUAAAGAUAAUGUUGCACUCAUAGUGGUUCUUGAAGCAAAGUUUAGUAAUCAGGGAGGAGCUGAAAAUCCAGGGAAACGACAACUGCUUUGUGUGGCAAAUACACAUGUUAAUGUCCACCAUGAUCUAAAAGAUGUCAAGCUCUGGCAGGUUCAUACGCUUUUAAAAGGAUUGGAGAAAAUUGCUGCUAGUGCAGAUAUUCCGAUGUUGGUUUGUGGAGAUUUCAAUUCGACCCCUGGAAGUGCUCCUCAUUCGCUUCUUGCUAUGGGAAAGGUAGAACCUUUGCAUCCAGAUUUAGCAGUUGAUCCUCUUAAUAUAUUGCGCCCGCACACCAAACUGUUACAUCAGCUACCGCUGGUGAGCGCUUACUCAUCAUUUGCGAGACCAGGCGUUGGUAUCAGUUUGGAUCAGCAGAGGAGAAGACUGGAUCCUUCAACAAACGAACCUUUAUUUACAAAUUGUACUAGAGAUUUUAUUGGCACCCUAGAUUACAUAUUUUACACAGCGGACUCUUUAACAGUGGAGUCCUUAUUGGAGCUCUUGGAUGAGGAAAGCUUGAGGAAAGACACAGCUCUUCCUUCCCCAGAGUGGUCCUCUGAUCAUAUAGCACUCCUAGCUGAGUUUCGCUGCAAAUCUAGACCUAGACGUUGACACAUUCAGAUUGGCGAAGUUCGGGAGACAUCCUUCUAUCCAUCGAUCCAAGGAAAAAGUGGCCGAGAGAAGCCAUUGGAUUAAAGAUAAGUUAUUGUAAGAAUGGUAGAUCAUGCUUCAUGUUCUUUUCCAGGUCUCUCCUUGUGUGGGAUCCUUGGUUGCUAUGAUCUGCUUUGUAUUAUGAUGCCACACCUUUGUUCCAUAGAAAAAUUAUGAUUAUGCCUUUUUCAA